This is a messenger RNA of Magnolia sinica, 800 nucleotides long. Its product is annotated as small ribosomal subunit protein uS17-like. Gene Ontology annotation, molecular function: structural constituent of ribosome. The transcript has 6 exons. Gene Ontology annotation, cellular component: ribosome; cytosolic small ribosomal subunit. The record is from RefSeq and is a predicted model, not a curated record. Bases 129 to 611 code for a protein of 160 amino acids. Gene Ontology annotation, biological process: translation. NCBI's taxonomy places the organism in Eukaryota, Viridiplantae, Streptophyta, Magnoliopsida, Magnoliales, Magnoliaceae.
UCCCUCGGAAACCCUAACUAGGGCUUUUCUUUUCCCAAGCCAAAUGACUUUCUACCUUUAACCCUCUGCAUACUAGGGUUUCCUCUCUCUCUCUCUCUCUCUCUCUCACCCACACACACACACACAUCAUGGCGGAACAGACAGAGAAGGCGUUCUUAAAGCAGCCGAAGGUUUUUCUAAGCUCGAAGAAAACAGGGAAGGGGAAGAGGCCUGGGAAGGGCGGAAACCGUUACUGGAAGAGCGUAGGAUUGGGAUUUAAGACGCCCAGGGACGCUAUCGAUGGGACAUAUAUUGAUAAGAAAUGUCCCUUUACUGGUACCGUUUCCAUCAGGGGCCGUAUCCUAGCUGGGACUUGCCAUAGCGCCAAGAUGAUGAGAACCAUCAUCGUUCGACGCAACUACCUUCACUAUGUGAAGAAAUAUCAGAGAUACGAAAAGCGGCACUCGAACAUUCCAGCGCAUGUAUCCCCAUGCUUCCGUGUGAAGGAGGGUGAUCAUGUUAUCAUUGGCCAGUGUAGGCCAUUGUCCAAGACGGUGAGGUUCAACGUGUUGAAAGUCAUUCCGGCAGGUUCUUCAGGUGGUGGCGGUAAGAAGGGUUUCGCACCAAUAUAAGGCUACUUUGAGUUUUAGUUCAGUUAGAUGCCAUGGACCUUUUCCUUGUUUGGAGUUGUAGGCCAAGCAUUUAGAAUCUUGGUCACUUGACUGCCCAUGAGAACUGUGGUGAUGUUAUCUUAUAUGCUUCUUUUUGAAACGACAGUUUUGUUUUAAUGAUUAUAUGAUGCUAGAGUUAUAGACCGCAAA